Molecule: messenger RNA, 1646 nt
Organism: Humulus lupulus (European hop)
Lineage: Eukaryota; Viridiplantae; Streptophyta; Magnoliopsida; Rosales; Cannabaceae
Product: chloroplast protein FOR GROWTH AND FERTILITY 2-like
Exons: 2
Coding region: 123-1334 (403 amino acids)
Source: RefSeq, a predicted model, not a curated record
UGUGAAUUUUCUGUUGAGCCAAACUUUAUCUUCUUCAACCACCCCACCUCUCUUUCUCUCCUUCUCUCCGUCCAAAAAUUGUUUGCAGAGACGGAGGAGAGUUGUAGAGAGAGAAGGAAGCCAUGGAAAGGCUCCUCUCCUCUUCGUCUCCAACCCCUUUGAAAUUCCAUUUCAAGCCCUCUCCUUUCCUCCCUCGACUCGGUCGUUUUGACUCUACCAAACUCAAUCUUUUCCCAUCUUCACGCCCCGAGUUAAGGCGGGUCACCUCGUUGCUCUGCAAAUCUGAAGGUUCAUCGCAGGCUUCUUUUCCAUCUUCUUCUUCUUCUUCGUCUUCGUUGUCGUCAUUCUCUACGCCGUCGAACAGUUUACCGGCUCUCUGUUUUUCGUCGUCUUCUUCUUCUUCUUCUCCUGACGCCUCGUCAAAUGGGUCGGUGCCCGAAUCGCGGAAUCUCAAACAGAUCUCAAAUGGGGCUUUUGGGAAGAACAAGGCCAUUUCUGUAGGGGCAUACAUUAUGCUUUCUGCGCUCAUUAUGGUCUUAAUUCAACCAAUUUUCGCACCUGCAGCUUUUGCAACAUUUCAAACUGCAGUUAAGACAGGUGCCCCUUCUGCUGCUGCCGCUGCAGUUGGGGGAACACUGAUUCGGACUGAACUACUGAGUAGUGCAUGGACUGGUUUCUUUGCUGGUUGCUUACACACUUUAUCAGGGCCUGACCAUCUUGCUGCUUUGGCCCCUCUUUCAAUUGGGCGUUCCUGGAUGGAAAGUGCAGCUGUUGGAGCCCUAUGGGGCUGUGGGCAUGAUGCUGGUCAGGUUAUUUUCGGAUUAAUAUUUCUGUUGCUCAAGGAUCGGCUUCAUAUUGAAGUUAUCCGAACUUGGGGGACAAGAGUAGUAGGCCUUACACUUCUUGUCAUCGGUGCUAUGGGCAUUAGAGAAGCUUCAGAAGUUCCUAGCCCAUGUGUUGCAUUAGAGAAUGGCGAGUGUGAUGUUGGUGUUUAUGAUGCACUUGAAAACCCCACACUUGGUAAGAAGAAGAUUGGUUUUGCUACUUUUGCCACCGGAAUUGUCCAUGGGCUACAGCCAGAUGCACUGAUGAUGGUCUUGCCUGCUCUUGCUUUACCUUCUCGCUUGGCUGGUGCUGCGUUUCUGAUAAUGUUUUUGGUUGGGACUGUGGUGGCAAUGGGAAGCUACACAGUAUUCAUAGGAUCAUGUAGUCAGGCAUUAAAGGAUAGGAUUCCCAGAAUUACUGAGAAACUGACAUGGGCGUCUUCCAUUGUAGCCAUUGCUCUUGGAUUAGCCAUCAUCAUCAGCCAGUUCUUUGGGUACAGCCUUUAUUGAUUUUUCUGACUGGUUUCUAGAUUCAUAUUUUGCGAGCUUCACCUGGAGUGUUGGAAAAGAGAUUUUAAAGAGGACCAUUCAAAUUGUUUAAAGCAAAACUUCAUCAGGGGCAUCAUCUUUUGUCAUUGAGAGUAAUCGAGUUUGCUUUCUUGCUUUACCUAAAAAGCUUACGAGUUUUAGUAUACAGAGGAAAGCCUUGUGCAUUUGUAAUUCUUUUAUGGUAGAGAUCGGAUUUCUUAAUCGCUUUUGCUUUACUUUUAUAUUAUAAUGUAAGAAACUUAGAAUGGUGCAAUUUAAAUCUUUUACCCUCUA